Messenger RNA from Mesorhabditis spiculigera, 1590 nucleotides. The record is from the annotation of a GenBank genome assembly. NCBI's taxonomy places the organism in Eukaryota, Metazoa, Nematoda, Chromadorea, Rhabditida, Rhabditidae.
AUGUCUUUUGAUGAAUUAUACGAGAGCUGCUUUCGAGAUGCUCCCUUAGUCAAAAUUCUUGGCCCUAAUAAGACAAAGGAAGAUCCGGUUUCCACGAAUUUGGAUCAUCUCUUUAAUGCGAGUCAAUAUGUCGCGUUUUUCCUAACAGAAUCGUGCUCAAGCACAGCGGUUGCACCAAGGACGCUGGAGCUGGCCGAGAAACUGGAACAGCUGGCACGAAACAAGAAUGCAGCUGGCGAGUCGAAGGAAAAGGCGUCACGAUCGCCAGCGCGCAUCCGUCGAUUUUUCGGGAUGAAAAAGAAGAAGAAAACGAAGAGCCCUUCCGAGGCUCAAAUAAUGCUAUCAGUGGUUGUGGUCGAAACUGAUAAUAACAAAUCUGACGAGAAUGGCGUACUAGCUGGACUGCCCGGAUGGUAUUCUUUACAGACUCAAGAUGAGAUGACGAAGCCCCGCCUACUUCGAGCACUGGGUUUCGAAGUGGCCCCUUCGGUGAUGAUCGUGGAUACCGGUUCAAGAUCUGUUGUGACCACCGAGGCUAGAAGACUUCUACACGAAGACCCAACUGGAGAGCAAUUCCCUUGGUGGCCACCAAAUCCGCAUGACAUCCUUGACAAAAUGGAUGUAUUGCGAAGGGAUGGGGAGAAAACAACAACAGUUCCCUAUAAAGGUCUGCCAAAAGUUCGCGCCUUGUUUUUUGGUGCAUACUGGUGCCCACCCUGUCGCCAAUGGGUCAAGCAUCUCCAACCGGCAUAUGAGGCCUUGAAAGCCCAUAAAAUUGACAUUGAAAUAAUUUUUUGCUCUUCGGACCGCAGCCAGGAAUCGCUUUUCAACGUUGCUGGAAUUCCUACAUUAAUUCUCAUCGAUGAAGAAAACCGUAUUAUUACCCGGCAUGGACGAGAAACAAUCCUGGGCGAUCCAAAGGGAGAGCACUUCCCCUGGGGAACUCGACCACUCUAUGAAUUGACUGAAUUGAAUCUCUCUCGAUUGAAAGAUGAACCGACUCUUAUUCUUUUUACAGAAGGCUCCCCCGAAGACGUACAAUUUUCAUUUUCCGUCCUCUACAAAGUUUCGCGCAAGCUUCACAUGGAACGCAUCGAAUUGGAAAAGCGGAGAGAAGUGGAGAAAAAGGAAAAAGGUGACGAAAAUGGGAAUGGAAGUUCACGCUCCUCUACCCCUCAAUUAAGACAUUCGACAAGCCAGGAGGAAUGCAGCUCUGUUGAUUCUGACGUCGUGCCACCUCCACAUGCCGACCCAUUGCAAAUUUUCUACACAGGAGAAGACCCGAUUUGUGAUUUCGUACUAGAGCAAAGCCUGGGUUUGGCGGAUGCUGAAUUGCCGCUAAUUUGCAUAAUCGAUUCAAUCGCUGGCCGCUAUUCGGUUUGUCCUGAUCCAGACGUAUCUGAGGAGGUGCUAUCAAAGUUCGUGGAUGACUAUCGAGCCCAUAAAUUGAAUUGGACAAAAGUGGCAGCGGGAAAGAUCUGCCGGACUGUCGGUGGGAUCCCAGUCCAAGAAAUUGAAAAGGCGCUCAUGGGAAAUUCGCCUAGCCAGAACUCAAUCAGCAACACCCAAGAAAAUGUGCAGCCGCCCAGA